AAGAAACGCUGGUUUAUCCUGCGGAGCGGCCGGAUGAGCGGCGACCCAGACGUCCUGGAAUACUACAAGAAUGACCACUCCAAGAAGCCCCUGCGGAUCAUCAACCUCAACUUCUGCGAGCAGGUGGACGCAGGCCUGACCUUCAACAAGAAGGAGCUGCAGGACAGUUUCGUGUUUGACAUCAAGACCAGCGAGCGCACCUUUUACCUGGUGGCCGAGACCGAGGAGGACAUGAAUAAGUGGGUCCAGAGCAUCUGUCAGAUCUGUGGCUUCAAUCAGGCUGAGGAGAGCACAGACUCCCUGAGGAACAUUUCCUCCGCCAGUCACGGUCCCCGCUCCUCUCCAGCCGAGCUCAGCAGCUCCAAUCAGCACCUCCUCCGAGAACGAAAAUCCUCAGCCCCGUCGCACUCCAGCCAGCCGACCCUGUUCACGUUCGAAGCCCCCGUGUCCAGCCCCCUGCAGCCUGCCCUGUCCACCAGUGCACCUCAGGAGUAUCUCUACCUGCACCAGUGCAUAAGCCGGAGAGCGGAAAAUGCCAGGAGUGCCAGCUUCUCUCAGGGCACCAGGGCCUCUUUCCUCAUGAGGAGUGACACAGCCGUACAGAAACUUGCCCAGGGCAACGGACACUGUGUCAACGGGGUCAGCGGUCAAGUCCAUGGCUUCUAUAGCCUCCCCAAGCCGAGCCGGCACCAUGCGGAAUUCAGAGACAGUGCCUACGACCUGCCCCGGAGCCUGGCCUCUCACAGCCACACCAAGGGCAGCCUCACGGGCUCCGAGACGGAUAACGAGGACAUAUACACCUUCAAGACGCCCAGCAACACCCUGUGCAGGGAGUUCGGGGACCUCCUGGUAGACAAUAUGGAUGUUCCGGCCACCCCCCUCUCCGCCUACCAGAUCCCUAGGACAUUCACGCUGGACAAGAACCACAAUGCCAUGGCAGUGGCCGCUCCUGGGGACUCAGCCAUAGCUCCCCCACCCAGACCCCCCAAGCCAAGUCAGGCAGAAACACCUCGGUGGGGCAGCCCUCAGCAGAGACCUCCCAUCGGUGAAAACAGCAGGUCAGCCUCCGCUGCCACCAUCCCCAGGCGCAAUACCCUCCCGGCGAUGGACAACAGCCGACUUCACCGAGCUUCUUCCUGUGAGUCCUACGAGUACCCUCAGCGUGGCGGAGAGAGUGCCGGCCGCUCUGCAGAGUCCGUGGGUGACAGAGUUAAUUCUUUCCUGCCAGGGAAAACACUCAUAGGCCGAUCAGACAGCACCAAUUCCGAAGACAACUACGUGCCCAUGAAUCCCGGCUCCUCCACCCUGCUGGCCAUGGAACGAGCAGGUGAUAACUCCCAGAGCAUCUACAUCCCCAUGAGCCCGGGGCCCCAUCACUUUGACCCGUUUGGCUACCCCUCGACAGCCCUUCCUAUGCACCGAGGCCCCAGCCGGGGGAGUGAGAUCCAGCCGCCCCCUGUCAACCGCAACCUCAAACCUGACCGGAAAGCAAAGCCAACGCCACUCGACCUGAGAAACACCACUGUCAUCGAUGAGCUCCCCUUCAAGUCACCUGUCACCAAGUCUUGGUCUAGGGCUGUCCACACCUUCAAUUCCAGCUCCUCCCAGUACUGCCGCCCCAUCUCCUCACAGAGCAUCACCAGCACGGACUCGGGAGACAGUGAAGAGAACUACGUCUCUAUGCAAAACCCAGUGUCUGCAUCGCCCAUUCCCAGUGGCACCAACAGUCCAGCCCCGAAGAAGAGCACCGGCAGCGUCGAUUAUCUGGCCCUGGACUUCCAGCCAAGCUCCCCAAGCCCCCACCGCAAGCCAUCCACGUCAUCCGUCACUUCCGACGAGAAGGUGGACUACGUCCAGGUGGACAAGGAGAAGACCCAGGCCCUGCAGAGCACCAUGCAGGAGUGGACAGACGUGCGGCAGUCCUCAGAGCCUUCCAAGGGUGCGAAGCUGUGACUGGGGGGCCACCCAGCUUGGAGAGGGGCCCGGAGGCACCAAAGCUGGCUCCUUCCUGUCUCCCCUCUCUCCUCUACUGUUGCCCCCUCCCACCCAUCCCCUCCACUUUGCCGCUCUCGCCUUCAAAGCACUUGACAUCAGGGACCCUGACCCUUCCCCUGGGAGGCAAGGGCCUGAUGGAGGCACUUCCUCCGCCCACUUGGGGCCCACCUUUGGUUUUUAUCAGUAAUGGCCAUGCCUCUGUUCACCUUAGUUAGGGCUCUUGCCAAAAAACAUCCUUCAGCCUCUUCCUUCCCUUUAGACCUGAGUAUCCACCAGACAUAUGGAAGGAAGGGCUGGGGCUCUGAGCCAGAUUCCACACCUCAUGCUUGCUCCCGGCGCCCAGCCCCCUUCCCUCCAGUGCAUGGGCUACCUCCGUCAGUCCUGGAGGAAGCCCGUCAUCUCAGCCUGUCCUGGAGGACAAGGGUGAGCAGACCAAAGUGGACAUGGACUUCAUCCCUUUCUCAGGGGAGAGGCAAGGCCACUGACAGAUGGAGGAGCUGAGAAGGUUAGAAGUGGUCUCUAUGGACAAAGGAGUUAGGCUCCCCAGAUGCAGAGGUGAGGUGAUACCUGCAGUGGGCCCCCACCUUCAGCCAGUGUCAGUGCCGCUGUGGGGUGGGAGAGGCAGGAGGAUGAGUAUGUUGGGCAACGAAGAACAAGGAGACUGCGGGGUCGGCCCUGCGAAGCUCUGCGGCUGCACAACCCCAAGUUCCUGCCACCCGAGGAUGCAGCGUCAGAGAAGGUUCGGGCGGGGCUGGGAGAUGCAGUGUGGGAGGGAGGAAGCGUGGGGGCACUGGAGGUGAUACUGGGGUUGAGGGUAAUGCAUGGGACACCGCAGGGGGGACGGGGCAGCAAGUUUCUGCAAGAUGAGAGGCAGAGGUGAAGGCCAUGGGGGCACAGCAAAGCACAUGGAGACGUAUGCUCUAAGGGCCCAGUGACUUGCAGGAGGAAGUGCCAUGGGGAUGCGAGGUAGAGCAGAAAGUGAAGGAUCGAUGUCAGGGGAGUGGUGUGCGUGGUGGCAGUUCCCAGGAUUGAUGGAGAGAGCAGGACAGAGCCUGGGGAUGGCGUGGGAGUGGCUAAGAGCUUGCGCAGUGUGACCGGGGUUUAUGCCAGGGCCCAGGGCAGGUAUACAUGUGGCCUGGUGCCAGGCUGAGUGUUUUUCAGCUCAUAUCACCCUCUGUUAAACCCUCGCAUCUCAGGUGCCACGCUGGACUCAAACCUGGCUGCAGGGACAGGAGGGAGGGCUCUGAAUCUUUUUCUAGAGUUUCAGAGGCAACUGGAAAGAUCAGAUGUUUCAUCUUACCCUGGGGAAUAGACUCUCCUCCUAAAAAAAAAAAUGACUUCCCACUGUAUUGAGUGGAGGUGGCUACCGCUCACCUUUUAGUUUGUGUGUGUACAUACCCCUAACCAGCCCAAGGGUCCAACCAUUCCCAAGAAGUCCCAUCCUGGAGAAGUUAUUUCCUCCACAGUAGCCCCCUCCUCCUAGUAUUAGUUCAAAUCACUUCAACCAGCACAUAUUAAUGGCUGCUGGGACCAGGCUCUAGGCACUGAGGACACAGGAAUUGACAAGACUGCCCUAUACUUGAGAAGGUCACAAUCAGUGGGGGGGGGAGGGGGACCAGGAAUUGGUAAUGGCCAUGAGAGAGACUGAAAAUGCUGAUGAACCCAUUCCUAGGACAAGCGGGGCAGGAGUUAGAAGGGGACCGAGAUCAGACAAGGUGGUUUCUCGUAAAAGGAGGUAACUGAGAUGGGCCUCAGGAGAAGACGGGUCAGAUUUGUAAGGGAAGGAGAGCAGCGCUGGGUCCAGUGGAGGAAGAAGGGAGGAAAGACUUGGAAAGCCUUGUGGUUUGGGAGUUGGGUCCGUGGCUCUUUGUUUCUGGAGAUGGAAUGGCCAUGGUGGCCUGCAGUGGGCAGGUCUGCUGGUGCACUCUGGUCAGCCCUGACUGUGUCCCUGUGCCCCAGCAGGCUGCAGGUGGGCCCAGGUGUUGGUACCCUAAUACCAGCAUUUUCUGACCAUGCCAUGAUAUGAAUUAAACUGGUUGGAGUCUUCAGAGACUGUUCAAAUCUAAUCAGCAAGGAGACCUACCUUCAGUCCUAUAACUCCCAAACUCUUAGGGUAAAGACGGAAGGAAGUACAAGAGAAGAUGAGACCGGCUCACAAGCCCCAAACUACCAGGUGUUUAGUACAUACCUGUCAGCUCAGUUUAAAAACUGGUCCUUUGGCCUACUGGGUCAAAGCUCACUUCUCCUGGUGGCCUGGCAAGAUUGGGGGUGCUUUCUCAGCUCAGCUAACACAGGACCCAUCCUGCCUGGGGCUCCCCAUAGAAGGAGCCGUCCUCACCCACUUCCAGCUCCACCUCUGCAGGGUUAAAGAAAGUAGAGCAGGAACAGUGACAAGAGAGAGAGAGUGCUACGGGGAGACUUGUCUCCUUAGAAUGUUUGCCCAUGUGUGAAAUGGGUGGUUAUAUUAGGUCUCUGAGGCCCCUGAUGUGGCUGAUGCUCAACUGUUUUAAAGGCAAAUUCCCUGCCCUGUGACCUCUCUCAAGGGUCUGGAUCACCAGGGAUGGGCAGCACCCAGAACAUUAGCCAGUUAACCCAGUCCCCUCCCUAGAUUGAGUUUGGUAACCUCUAAAUCUGAAAUCAUUCACAUAUGCCCCAGUUGUAAGAAGCACAACCAUCCUGAAGUGAUUGGAGCUCCGCUCAACUCUAGUCUGCCCUUUGGCCCCUUUACCGCCUCAGCCCUGGGGCGUGGCCAUCCAGCCCUCCCCCCACCCACGCCCCUUUGACAAAGCUCUGCAAGUGGAGUGCAACACGUCCUUCCUCUCUCUGGGCCUCCAUCUGCAAAUGUGGGGGAAUGAGACUGGCCACACGAGCUCUAAAGCCCCUCUCAUGGGGCUAUCAUUCUGGGACUCCCCAAGCUUUCUGGGGCCAGGUCGGCCACCUGCUGAGGGGGGUUCCCGCUGGAGAGUCAGGCUGUCAUGUGAUAUUUGGUGGUGUGUGUUGUGUGUGUAUUGGUUACAUGUCUUGAAAUUUAGAAUCAUUCACACAGAAUUGUUGCUAUUUGUCGGGAACAGAGAAUGGGCUAGGGGAAGCCCAGUCUGGGGUUCUUGUCAUUUAAAAUUGACAUUUAAUUUUUCAAAUCACUGUUGGUGCCUAAUCACUUAAGUUAUUAAUUUAUUCUGUUUUCUUUUUAAAAAAAAUUUGUAACACGUAUUUAUCCUGUGGGUAGGUCUGGGGUGGGGUGGGCACGUGUUUGUGUGGGUCCUGUUUUUGCUGUGGUGACACAUGGUACAGGCCUGGUGCUUGCAGGUCCCUUUUUACUAUGGUGUUGGAGCAGGACAACAAUAAAGUCCAUUAGAAGCAAA
Molecule: messenger RNA, 5357 nt
Organism: Miniopterus natalensis
Lineage: Eukaryota; Metazoa; Chordata; Mammalia; Chiroptera; Miniopteridae
Source: RefSeq, a predicted model, not a curated record